Molecule: messenger RNA, 1089 nt
Organism: Adineta ricciae
Lineage: Eukaryota; Metazoa; Rotifera; Eurotatoria; Adinetida; Adinetidae
Source: the annotation of a GenBank genome assembly
AUGCACUUGAAAACAUUAUUUUUAUGGAUUCGUGCACAACUAUUGAAUUACAAUGUUUUUAUUCCUGAUGAUACGGACAGUGAACCAAAUCAUAUAACUCAAAGUAUCAAAUAUCAACUAUAUGCUACUCGACUAUACGUUCUCCUUCUCGUCAUAACUCUCUAUAUUCUUUUCUUUGCAACUUUGACUGACCAACAAACACGUCUGAACACUGUUUCAAAUGUAAAUUCAGCUCUUUUCGAUAAACUUCGUGCUGAUUAUGACGAAACACUUUCAUGUCCAUGUUCGACAAAUCUUAUACUAUAUGAUACUUUUGUUUCCAACACGAUCACAUUUCAUCCUAUAUGUUCGAGUUAUUUUGUCAGUAGAGAAUGGAUUGAUUUUCUCUAUUUAUCAGAUGUAUUCAAAUAUUUUAUGAUGGAUUUUCGAGCAACUGCCAGUUAUCAAUUUCAACUUCUCGCUGCACUCUGCUUAUUCUCUAUGCAGACAAUAUCGCAAACAAAAACCAAUAUUGCAAGUGAACAAUUCUUUUCGGUCGAUCUUCUCUCCGAACAAGAAGUUCAAGCUAAAAUUCAGACAAAUAUAGAUCUCAUUCGUAGCGGAAUACUUACUCAAGUUAAUUUAUAUUUUGAUUUUCUUCAAAUUUUUACUCGAUCGAAUUCUUUUAUCACGGCACUUAAUACCAAUACUUAUUUUGCCGAUUGGCGCACCAUGAAUGAUGCUACAAUAAUAGAUCGACUUUAUAUAUUAUAUGUGAAAUAUAUUGACCUUGAUGCUCCUAGUUCAUCUGAUAUUGUUUCAACUUGUGAUCUUAUCAAUGGGAUAGUUGUUCCAUCUGGAUUCCUUUCGUUUGCAGCAGAGAAUGGUCUUUACGAUAUCAUCUAUCGACAGUAUUGGCCUACAUAUCCGCCUGAUUUCGAACCAGAUAUAUCUGCAUUAGUUGACGGAUUCUUUAGCGGAUGUACUCCACUUGAUGGUAUUCUAGAAAGUACAUUCGAUUGUCUUUAUAAUCUUACUUGCCUGCAAGUUCUUGCUGAUUAUUUUCCUGGCCUGUACCGAGUAUAUAUUUCAUAUUCAGUUCUUGUUUAA